Owenia fusiformis is the source of this 5847-nucleotide messenger RNA. The record is from the annotation of a GenBank genome assembly. Lineage: Eukaryota; Metazoa; Annelida; Polychaeta; Sabellida; Oweniidae.
CUUUCAAAAAGAUGGCGGCGCAAAAUUUGAUGAAAAGAGGAAAGCGCAAUGUAGCAACGUAUAUCAAGGCAGAAUGUGCUCAGAAGAGCGGACAGCAGCAGCUGACGACACUCUUGGAUUAUCUUCUAGAUCCCCAAAUGUCUUUGGAUGACUUCGAUAAGAUAGAUUGGUUGAAAUCUUUAAUUGCAGGAGGGUCAACUUUCGAGGAAUUUGGAAAAACAGUUCGGAUGUAUGACAAUGCUACAACUUGUGGUUUAGUAUGGACCUCCAACUUUGUGGCCUAUAGAUGUCGCACCUGUGGCAUCUCACCAUGCAUGUCUUUGUGUGCCGACUGUUUCCAGGCAGGAGACCACGAGGGGCAUGAUUUCAACAUGUUUCGGAGCCAAGCAGGAGGGGCAUGUGAUUGUGGAGAUGUAGGUGUCAUGAAUGCAAAUGGAUUCUGUUCCCGUCAUGGGCCCCACCAUACACCCAGAAAUGUUGUAGUUCCCCCUGAUCUACUGUUGGUAGCUGAAGCUAUGAUGCCCAGGUUAUUACUGAGGCUUGUUCAACAUCUCAGAGAUCACGCAAAGCCAGAUAUGUUGGACACAUACUUGGUUGCUAUGCAGGAGAUAGAACUCUAUCUGGGUUUCCUUGGUAGCCUUGUUGAUAUGGGAGCAGCCAUGAGGACAAUAAUAACACUGGCCUUUACAAACCCAAACACAUACAAGAGCCUUGCUUUCACAACAGAUAUCUCUAACACCAGUGACGUGUAUGGUGUGCGUAGUCGAGCCAACUACCUGGGUGCCCUUGUUACGCUUAAGACACCACACAAUCUGGAAGAAUUUAAAGAUGUUAAAGGAAUAGGGAGUGAUUUGCAGCACAAUACCUUCUUAGAAGAAAUGGUAUUUUGGACAGUAAAGUUUGAGUUCCCUCAGAAGAUAAUUACUCUGCUCUUAAGCAUGCUGCCUGAUGAUGUCUACAAAUCAGCCUUCACAAUGGCGUUUGUGUACCACUACAGCAGGGCGUCAAUAUCUCUGGUUAACUCGGUAGACAGGCAGACUAUAUCUAACCGUGUAGUGCAUGUCAGUGUACAGUUACUUAGCCCUGAGCAUCUGGCCUGGAAUAUGGUUGAAGAGCACCAGCUUCUUGAGAUUAUGUUAGUCAGCCUGCAUCACCUCUUAGGCAAUGUACUUGUACAAGGAACAGUGCUUGAUACGGGUCAGCGAGGCUACAAAGUAGUUGACUGUGAGAAGGAUGUCAUGAAGGAUCACUGCUAUUGGCCGAUUGUUAGUGAUCUCAUCAAUAUUCUGUCCCAUAAGGCAAUUGCCAUCAAGUUUAUGACAAAUACACGCUUAGUGGAACUCUGGUUCAAAAUCCUCACUUUCUUUCAAGCCAUGAAUAUGAACCAGAGAGAGCUGAAUCAACAUGUCCAAUAUGAGCCAGACGUAUACUAUUCUUCAUUCUCUGCUGAACUAGAGAUCUGCUCAUCCCCCAUGUGGCAUAUGCUCGUUCAUUGCAAACAACAGGAUAGUGUACCAUGGGUGAGGAAGGUGUUGAGCACUGCCAUCCACGCUCUUGUACAUUGGGCUGAUUCUAUAGGAGUGAAACCUGAUUCAAAGUUGAACCCAAACAAGAUGUCAUUUCACCUGCCCCUACAUAGGUAUCUGUCAGUGUUUUUGGUACAUGCAGUCAGAAACUUAGGCCUAGACUUAGAUGACCUGCUACCUCUUGGUGACCACCUGAAGAUAAUGAUGAAACACCCACUGGACACUCAGGUGGCAGUGUAUGGAAUAUUUGCUGGUUUAUGGGUGCGAAAUGGACUUCAGAUGAAAGGCCAAGCCAUGACGUAUCUCCAAUGUCAUUUCUGUAAUUCUAUGAUAGACGCAGAUCUAUACUUGCUGCAAGUGUGUGCUGCAAAGUUGGACCCGGAUUAUUUCAUCACAACGUUGUUAGAAAGGUUUCAUGUCACAGAAAGUCUGAGUUUUUCCCCCAUUCCACCGAAAGCAUUCCUCUCACCUGACCAGCUGAUGUCCAUGUUGGAAGGAGCCUUACACUUCCUAGCUACAAUAAUAACAAUACGUACAAAUCUAGGUAUGAGCGAUGAAGAGAUCACACGACAGGAAAUGACAUCACUGUUAUGUGUAAACAAUCGGACCCAUAGUCAGCUGAUGGACAUGAUACCAGAGAAAUGUGGUUACACAGGCCAGAACAAAGAGUUUGAACCUAUUUUAAAUCAGGUCUCAGAUUAUGAGGCCCCCAAGUUUGAACCAGGGGGUGCCAUGCAGCAGGGAAUGUAUGUUCCUAAACGUUAUAUUUGGGAUAAGGACUAUGAUCCAAUGUACGUUUCAAUGAGAUGUGUAAGAAGAGAUGCUCAGGGUGCAUUGGAUAGAUACACAACACUGCUACGACAUAGUGGCGAAUGGGAGUCAUCUACAAGUUUAUGGCCACCUUUCAAGGUUCCUGGUGAUGUGCUUCCCACAUAUGUUACAAUACGUCAACUUCUUCAUUGCUCCACCCUCCAUGCAGUUGUUUUUGCAGUACUACAUAAAGCUCUAAAUGAUCCAAAAGUUCCCGAGCCAAUCCUCUCUAUCUGCGUGUAUCUGUUAGAGCUGGCACUCUCAAUCCCCAACCCCACACAAUCUACAGCACAGGCCGACUCCUCUCCCAGUGAGCAAAGUGAGGUUGAAGACAUGCAGUUUAGUACUUGGUAUCCUUCCGGGGACAUCACACACAAUCUCCGUCACACUAUAUCCUCCAUCAAGGUAACUGAGACAGCCAACCCCUUUGGUGAUGUGAAAGAAAGACAAGCAAGACCCCAUGGUGUGCUGGCACAUGACAUGGAGACAGUGGAGGUGCUAGCUGACAUGUUCCAGUUGGCACCUAGUACAAUUACAGCAAUCCCUAACUUAUUUACAAGUACCACUGAUGCACCUAGCACUAGUGAGACAGGAGAUGACUCUCCUCCACAAGUAGAACAUAAAGGCGUGUCCACAGACGAUACAGAAAUUCAGCCUACAAUUAUUGCAGUCAAUGAAACAAUCAUAUCACUAUUAAUCAAACUUCAUAGUAAACUAUCUGGUAACCCCGGGUCAUAUCAGUACAGACCGGAUAAACCAUGUGCCAAGUUUGGAGAUGGACCUAUAGUUAUUGCUAGAGUGUUGGACACCAUUGGAGAUGCUGACACCGAGAAUGCUAGGAUAAUUAAGGAUCUGUGUCACCAGUUGACUCCUGAACCUGCUGCUGCUGAAAAACAUAAAGGCAAAAAGGUUGGGUUGAGUAAAGAGGAAAGAAGGAAAAGGGCGAAGGAGGUACAGCAGAAAUUGAUGGCCCAGUUUGCGAGCAUACAGAAGGCUUUCAUGGAGCAGAGUAUGGAUAUAGAGGGCACUGCAGAGGACACAGAUGCUGGUACAUCAGUGGAUGCUCCCACAGUUGAUUCUCCUAUAGAGCUAGAAGUAGAGGAAGCUGAGACAAUGUAUGACUGUUCCAUAUGUGGCCAAACGACCCCUUCAACUCUUGAGAGACCAAUUAGCCUUGUUGUACUGCUACAGUCUUCAAGUGUCCUAGGGAGUAGGAAAUAUACAGGGGGAAGGGACACAGUGCCAACCAAAGCAGGAGGUUGUAAUCUCACCACAACUUGUGCAGAAAUCAACAAAGAGAGACUGCAAAGAUUGCUCAAACACUUUGAUGUGACAUCUGCCUUAGCCAGUGUGAACAUAGGAUGGGAGGGAGGGAUAGUAGCUCAGACAUGUGGCCACUAUUUACAUCUUGACUGCCACGAAUCCUACAUACAAUCACUGAGAACAGAACCACAACAUGUGAUAUACAACCUUGAGGUAACCAAGGGGGAAUACUGGUGCCCUGUAUGUAGACAGUUGUCUAACACCGUACUACCAAUCCUGCCUGAUAUAGAUGAGAUGUAUGACCAAGAAACACCAGGGGAGGAUUUGGGAACAAAGGUUGCUCAGAUAGGAGAGAUUAUUCAGAGCAGGCCCAUUACACCUGGUUCGGGAGCUUUGACGCAGGUGAUGAGUAACGUCAUGGAUGAUCUCAGUAACGCCACCUAUCCACAAUACAAGAGCUAUAUCACAACAUACACUUCAUCAACUAUGCUCUUAUUUGUAUGUUCCAUGGCAAGGACAAAUCUUGAGCUGGAUCUAGAGUACAGGGGAGGUACAUUGUGCAGGGACACUCCAAUAAACAAGAAAAGAUGCCUAGUGCCUCUAAUACACGUGUUGAGUAUGCAUAGCAAACUGCUCUCCACUACACCCUACAUUGAGAUGUGGAAUAUCAUCACUGGUAAUACACACCCAACAGAUGAUAGCAGUAUGGAAGUUGAGGUCUACAUGAAUGAGGUUCCUUUGCUUCUGAGAGAUCUUACAAGUCAGCUGAUACAUUUGGUCCUAACUAUGCCCCCUGGAGUUAAGAAACCGUACUACCAGUGUAUAGUGCAAGCUGUAUAUAAUGUGCUCUAUGUCCAGGCAGUUGCUAUAGUAACCACUCAGUUUACCGAGGAUGAGAGAGAUGCAUGGAAAUCAAAACAAACUAGUCACAGAAACACCAGUGGCGUUGUGAGCCAGGUUAUAAAUUUAUUAGCUGCUAGUAAAAUCUAUGCAUCUGGAGAUGGCGCUAACAUACCAGUGAUAUGCCAGAGUGUGUGGUCGCCUCAGAGUGUGGAAUCUUCUAUUCAAGAACACAGCCUGGCCUUCCUUCAGUUGGCAGCAUUACUCCAGCAACAUCUGUAUGAUGACCAACUUCCAACCAUCAUGGACAAAAGUGAAGAGUAUCCUCUUCUGUGUAAAUACCUUGGAUUAUGCAGUGAGUCUUCUCCCAUAAGUAAUUUUGAGUCUUCAAUGUGUGUACAUUGGUUGUGCCCCAAUCCUGAUGAUGUCAUCAAAAUGUGGUGUCGUCAAAUGGCUGCAGUGAUGACGCAGGAUGAUCAGACUGCAGAAAUUAAGAAAGUAUUACUGACCCCUAAGCUCUGGCAGGAGCCACUGUUGUGUCAGCUCCCCAGGAAGUAUGAUGUGUUGUUUCAACACUAUCGUCACGCUGCAUGUGCGACAUGUAAUAAUGUCUCCAAGGAACCUGCCCUCUGCCUGCUCUGUGGGCGCCUCGUCUGCUUCAAGCAGAAAUGCUGUGUUGUUGGUCGCAAACACGAAGCAGUGCAGCACUCUAUUGAAUGUGGGGCGGGAACUGCCCUCUAUCUUAUCAUCAACACAUCAUUUAUUGUGGUUGUGCGUGGCACUCGAGCAGCUCUUUGGGGCUCCAUCUAUCUUGAUGACCAUGGGGAAGAAGAUCGGGACUUAAAGCGAGGAAAACCACUACACUUGAGUGAGGAAAGGUUCCAACUGCUAGAGAAACAAUGGAGAACACAUACAUUUCAUCACAUUGUGAAACGCUGGAUCUGGCAUAAAGACGGGUUCUGACUAUAUACCCUACUUUAUGUUUAAGUCAUAGUCAUAGGCAGUUACCUGCAUCUCGAGGAAACUUAGUCAAUAAAAGAUAAUGCAUAAAGUGGUAUACAUGUACAUGAAGUGGUAUGCAUGAAGUGAUAUGUGUGAAGAGCUGUGAUGUACCAGGAUUUUCAUACUUCUCAAAACUGAAAUGUGGACUAUUGACACAUUAUUUUUCUAUGCAUGCUAAAAUUUCUACUGGUCCAACAUUAUAUUUGACAUUUUCUAACAAACUGGUAUUUACAAGUAUGCUGUACACUCUAGCCAAAAGUCUGUUAAUGCCAGCUCCCCUAUUGGACUGGUUGGCCUGUGUAUGUUUGGCUAUUUAAAAAAUUCAGCUGAUUUGUCAGAAAUCCAGCCUAAUGUAAUAGAAGAAGUAUAGGCUGUCCGUACAGUCUCUUUACAAGAGACUGUAGUG